Molecule: messenger RNA, 765 nt
Organism: Saccostrea cuccullata (small rock oyster)
Lineage: Eukaryota; Metazoa; Mollusca; Bivalvia; Ostreida; Ostreidae
Exons: 2
Coding region: 1-765 (254 amino acids)
Source: RefSeq, a predicted model, not a curated record
AUGAAACCGAUUGUACAUCCACCUAAAACAUUUCCAGCAGCACUUCGAGAUGAUUUGAAAGCAGCAUUAGAUGGAAUGGAGUCCCAGGGCGUCAUUGGAAAAGUGGACCAGCCAACGGAAUGGUUUAGUUCCAUGCAGAAAAGUCCAAAGGAGAGUUCAUUCAAGGAAAUCAAGAGAGUUUUAUAUGAAACACAUGUUCUUACAUUUUAUGAUGUCAAGAAAUCUGUGAUUGAAAGUGUAGAUUCGUCCAAGUCAGGAUUAGGAGCUGUCGUUCUACAAAAUGACAAACAAUACGCACAGAUAGAAAAAGAACUCCUUGCGGUGACAUUCGGGCUGGAACAGUUUCAUCAGUACACAUAUGGUGUUGACGUUACAGUGGAAAAUGAUCACAAACCACUCGAAUCAAUCCUGAAAAAAAACUUUCUCAAGCACCGCCAAGACUUCAAAGACGUACACGUUUACAUUCAGAUACAAUCCUGGCUAAGAACUAGUAGUUGCAAAUACAUUAUCACGAGCAUGCCUUCCAGUCAACAGGAAUCUCAAACUUUGACUCAAGAGUUGGAUUUCUUUGUUCACUCUGUGUUCUUACAAAGUGUGCUUAUGUCAAGGAACAUUCUCGAGGACAUUCGCAGGAUAACUAAAUGUGAUAAUGACCUUAAACGAGUGAAAGAGUGCAUUCAGAAUGAAUGGCCUCCAUACAAACAGUUUAAGCCAACAAGACAUUACAGACAUUCUGGAAGGUCUGAGAUACACUUACUGUGGUAG